GACAUCGAUUCAUAGGGCAUCGUGAUGUCUUCAAAGAACGUUGUCACUAUUGGUCAACUCGUUAGGAAGUGCUUAAGGAAAGCGUAUUUUCUUCCUCAAAAACCCUCGUCGUACUCUAAAGGGUACAGGUUCUUAAACGACAAAAAAUACUGGACUUACGAUUGUCCGCCUUCUCCUCUGUACUUCGAUCGCCUUCUGUCGCCAUUUCGUCAUCUUCCCGCUGCUGGAGACGAAAUUCCUAUUAUAAUGGAGUGUACACCUGAAUCGUACUUGCUUCAGCACUGGAAGCAAUGGCUUCCGGCUUUUCCUCCCGUCGUUAUCAAGUCACUAGACGAGGGACUGCGAGAUGAUAUCCCUGUCAUAACAACGGCGGCGCUGGAAGCCAUCCCGGAACACAAGCAUAGUAUACCUCCCGAUCUUUUGUACGAACUGCAGCUUAAAAGUACCAUUCUCGAAGUAGGGGUUCCAUUUCCACGAUAUCUUGUCAAAGACGCUCUAACAUAUCCUUGUGCUGUUAAAGCUGAUAUGAGCACUGGUGGACGUGGGAGCUGGCUUGUCAAAAACGAAAGGGAAUUGUCGGAGACGCUGCAGCAAAUGAAAGAUGUGUGCAACUGGAAGGGGGGGACUGUGUUUCAAGAAUACAUUCCUGGAGUUAAAGAAGUGCCUAGCUUUCAAUUUUAUCUGCAUAAAUCCGGCGAACUCUUUUGGGUUGGCACAACAACCGGUGGAUUUACCGGAUGUUUUUCAUGGACUACUGGAUCAGUGGACUGGGACAAGCAAGAAGAGUAUGAAAAACUUGUGUACAAAGAGUUCACAUUACCCAUAAAAGAUUACCUGCAAAGGCGAGGCUACUUUGGCCUGGUCACUUUUGAGGUUUUAAUUACUGAUCAUGCAAAGUACCUAGUGGAUAUUAACCCAAGAAUAGGAGGCGAUACAACACAUUUGUUACUUGCUCGUCACAUGGCUCUGGAUAUUGGCUUCAAACAUUCAGCAAUUUUUUGUAAAAAUAAGCACUCCAACCUGACUUCCAAGGAACUAGUUAAGAGGGCAAAUGAUAGCAAUGAGCAAGGUGAAGGAUUGACUGUUGUACUAUCAGCAGCUGAUGCUGAUGUAGGAUGUGAAUCAUAUGUGUCUGUUUUUGCUAAGACACCAGAUGCAGUACAAACUCUUUUUCACAAUUUGAAAAACUGAUUGAUGAGUCAUGAAUCAUUAAUAAUCAGUUGGUUGUUACUUAAUAAUGAAGUAAUGAUUUGUAGGUUGCAAUAUUUUAAAUGUAUCAGUUAGCCUGCCUAACAGGUAAAUACAAAAAUCUUUUAUUUUAUUGUUAUUUAAGAAGAGAGCAUGGAAUAACCUAACUUCUACAAUACUUAAUUUAAUCUGUUGAUCAUAACAUACAAAUUAACUAUACAAUUUACUUUUCAUUUUGUCUUUGCUGCAUUAGUAAUUCAGAAGGUUACUCAAUUUUAAUUUUAUAGGCAAUAUUUUUUGACCUUUGAACAAUUCAUAACCUUGCUAUAAUAUUUUCAAUACUUAAUGACUGAAGUCUUUAGGUAAAGGUGGAAGUAGGGGGAAGGGGGCAGGGUGGCAGCUUUGUUACCAUUUAGCAUCUUUCUCUACACUUAUUUCUCCUACUCAACAUUUGCAUAUGUUUCUGUUGUUCUUUUCAUGGUUAGCAUUACUAGUUUUUUUGUAUCUUUCUGAAAAUUUGACAGUCAAUAAGAAAAUAAAUAAAUGUUCCUUGAA
Messenger RNA from Pocillopora damicornis (cauliflower coral), 1743 nucleotides. RefSeq lists its product as uncharacterized. Gene Ontology annotation, molecular function: metal ion binding; ATP binding. The record is from RefSeq and is a predicted model, not a curated record. Lineage: Eukaryota; Metazoa; Cnidaria; Anthozoa; Scleractinia; Pocilloporidae.